Molecule: messenger RNA, 2238 nt
Organism: Carlito syrichta (Philippine tarsier)
Lineage: Eukaryota; Metazoa; Chordata; Mammalia; Primates; Tarsiidae
Gene: SGPP2
Product: sphingosine-1-phosphate phosphatase 2
Exons: 5
Coding region: 308-1123 (271 amino acids)
Biological process (GO): phospholipid dephosphorylation; sphingosine metabolic process
Cellular component (GO): endoplasmic reticulum membrane
Molecular function (GO): sphingosine-1-phosphate phosphatase activity
Source: RefSeq, a predicted model, not a curated record
GACUGGAUCUCAUGACCACCAUAAUUGCAAAGGCACUUGGGAAAAGAAAAAGUAAAAUUGUCCAGAUUGACUUGCCCAAUUGCCUGAGGUUUGACCUUGGUUUGGGUUCUGCUAAAAGCCAAAAAGGGGUGAGUAGUAUCUAGCUUAUGAACAGAAGUAUAUUGUGAAGAAUUAUUUCUACUAUUACCUAUUCAGAUUUUCAGCUGCUUUGGGCCAAGAAGUUUUCUACAUCACGUUUCUUCCCUUCACUCACUGGAAUAUUGAUCCUUAUUUAUCCAGAAGACUGAUCAUCAUAUGGGUUUUGGUGAUGUAUAUUGGCCAGGUGGCUAAGGAUAUCUUGAAGUGGCCCCGUCCCUCUUCCCCUCCCGUCGUGAGACUUGAAAAGAGAGUGAUUGCUGAAUAUGGAAUGCCGUCCACCCACGCCAUGGCGGCCACUGCCAUUGCCUCCACACUCCUCAUCUCUACUGUGGACAGAUAUCAGUAUCCUUUUGUUUUGGGAUUGAUGAUGGCUGUGGUGUUUUCCACCUUGGUGUGUCUCAGUCGGCUCUACACUGGGAUGCACACUGUCCUGGAUGUGCUGGGCGGUGUCCUGAUGACCGUGCUCCUCAUCAUCCUCACCUACCCUGCCUGGACCUUCAUUGACUGCCUGGACUCGACCAGCCCCCUCUUCCCUGUGUGUGUCCUAGUUGUGCCAUUCUUCUUGUGUUACAACUACCCGGUGUCUGAUUACUAUAGCCCAACCAGAGCAGACACCACCACCAUUCUGGCUGCUGGGGCUGGAGUGACCAUAGGAUGCUGGAUCAACCAUUUCUUCCAGCUCGUGUCCAAGCCCUCUGAGUCUCUCCCUGUCAUUCAGAAUAUCCCACCACUCACCACUGACAUGUUAGUUCUGGGUCUGACCAAAUUUACGGUGGGAAUUGUGUUGAUCCUCUUGGUUCGUCAACUUGUACAAAAUCUCUCACUGCAAGUACUAUACUCCUGGUUCAAGGUGGUCACCAGGAACAAGGAGGCCAGGCGGAGACUGGAGAUUGAAGUGCCUUACAAGUUUGUUACCUAUACAUCCGUUGGCAUCUGCGCUACAACAUUUGUGCCAAUGCUGCACAGGUUUUUAGGAUUACUCUGAACCUCAAACAGUUGGAAACCAGUCCACUGAACAUAAGAGCCAAGACAUAGAAAUGCUGUUGGUGGGCAAGUGUUGACAACCAAUUUUUCCUUUAAAAAAAAAAUCUUAAGUCAUCUGUUUUGUUAAUACCAGUUAAGUGAUGCUGCUGUGUAAAAGGAAAAACUGUCUCAUAGGAACCCUUAGUCUGUAAUGGUUAUGCUACAGUUGAACCCAGGCUAAAAACCAUAAUCAAGAUCUUUAAGGACAACCCCGUCCUGCCCCUUCUUUUACACGGACUUGAAAGCUAGUCAUGAACUGUCAGGAAUUGUGGCCUGGCUUAGGAAUGGCUGUGAGCCCCACUGGAUUCUGGAGAGCCAACAAAGAUGGGGUGAUCUGGGAGGCUGGAGGUAGAGCAUUGCUUUUCAGUUAUGAUCUUGCCCAGCACAGAGUCUCAUUUCCAAAAUGAGAACUUUGGUCCGGGAGAAAGGAUGGCUCCACAUAAAAUGCAUUCCUUGGACUGGUGAUUUCCCUGUUACAAUCAAAUUAGAGUGCGCCUGCUUGGGAGGUAAGACCACUUAGAAGUAAAGCUUACUGUGAAGAGAUUCCAGGCGAGGGCACAGCUGUGAGGUCAUAGGGAAAAGCCUGCUUUCCUUAUGAGUCCUGGUCUCCGUUAGGUGUUCUUAUUGAGAGAAGGAUCUGCUUGUCCUUGUUUAUACAUUUUGUGGGAUUCCAGGUACCAUUUCUGCACUCUUCUGACCCAUGAAACUGGCUGCUCCCACGGCACAAGGCAGGUGAGGGGUUCGCCUUCAUCACAAGUGGGUGAAUCUGAGAUUUACCGAGAUUUCUGCUUCCUAGUAGCUUGGGACAAGCCCUCUGCCCAUCUUCUGCUUUGUUUUUUAUUUUUGUGUGUGUGUUGGUUUUUGUUUUGUUUUGGUUUUGGUUUUUUUUUUUUUUUUUUGGCUUCUAUAUGAACUCGGAAGGCUCUGACUUCUUCCUAGGAAAGUAAAUAAAAAGAAGAACGAAUGAACUUCCUGAAGCCUGACAAGAGGAGACAGGACCAUCUGACUUUAUUCUUCUGUUUCUUUCUGUAAAUCCGUUUUCUCAUCUACUAAAUAAAAUCAGCCUCCUUUUCUGUC